AUGGCGGAAGACUGUGUCGAUCGUUGGAAUCAAAUUUGCUUCGGACUUAUAUCGCUGACCGCCCUUCUGGCCAACGUUCUCCUGUUCUUCUUGGUCAAGAACCGAACUCCGCAAAUGAUGUUGAGCUAUCGGAAGGUGCUGUAUGCUUCCUGUAUUUUUGAUGGGCUGGCGGCGCUGUCGCAUCUGCUGAUUAGCUCGGUGAGUUAUUGAUUGUACAUACUAUCAAAAGUUCUGGGAAUUUUCCGCGCCUCUACACUGUGCAUUUCGUGUGAUUAUUCAAGAAAAAUUUUGCACCAAGCAUAUGGCUCAAAAAGUGAGUUUUGCCACUCCUACUUUUCCGAGCGGUAAUUCAACACAACCUAUUGUUAUAUCGCAGUCUGAGCAGAAUUGGGACCACGAGACAUUCCCAGGACUUUUUCGGCGAGAAUAUCGGUCUGUCGGGAAAAUAAUGAGCAAAAUUUCGUGUCCAAUUUCGCAUUGCCGCAAUUUUGCCGCGGCAAAAUCAAAUUGCUUUUCACUUCAGCGACGCGACCGGCAAGGCGACAUUGUGCUCAUUAUUUUCCCGACAGAUUGAUAUACUUAUAAGAAUUUACUUUUUUUUCAGCGCCCUUCGCUAGAAAAAGAUAUAGCGGUCAUGCAUUUUGACGGAGUUUUACCCCAAAUUCUUGACCAUUUCCAUCUCCUCCCCAACGGCCAGCUGGCCUACAUUCUAGCCUUUGAAUCUGCGACACAGCUCAACACGUUCAGCUACUGCUUUGUCCCGUUUGCUUAUCGUUACUUCCACAUUGUUUGGUAGGUGAUACCAAGUGACCUAGUGAUGGCAAAUGAUGCCCAUUUUUAGGCAGACCAAUUUCAACAAGCUGAAAUUUUUCGUUUUGUUGCUGGUUUACUUGUCGCCGACCACAAUCGUCGCGAUUACAUUGCCAGUAAUCGCCGCGACAACAUACGAUGACAUGGUGAAGUUUGUUGGAGAAAGGAAUGAUGGGUGUCUGAGACGCGUCCCGUUCUACGAUUGGCGAUUUCUUCCGGUUGAGGUGAGGGAAAUUUGGGGAGAAUUUUUGUGUUUCUUGCCACAAAAAGUGCUGAAAGUUUUAUGUGGACUCUGCACUAGGAAAAGAUAAAAAAGGAAUCUUGGAUGUAAAUUUUGAGUCAAAAAUUUCCAGCCAACCGCUUCAAUUGCCAAGAACAGCUACUACCCGCUGCUGCUGACGUUAUUGUUUCCCUUUGUUCUCUGUUACUUCCUGAUCCGCAUCUUUCAAAAGCUGAAUGAAGACGUCAAAAAAUCUUCGAUCGCAGCGCAUCGAAUGCAACGUCAAAUCACAUUGACUUUGACUGCGCAGGUAACUUUAUAUACUAUAAGUAUGUCGGGAAAAUAAUGUGGAUUUAUCGCAGCAAAAUGUGACGCAUCAAAUCUCCAGUCGCGGCUAGUUGUUUGCAAAGCGAUGAUGGGCGGACAAAUCCACAUUAUUUUCCCGACAGACAGAUUCAUGCGUAUGUACAAUAUAAGCCCCAAAAUUUUCAAAAUUUCAGUCUGUAGUCCCUAUAAUUUUCGUCGCUCUCCCUUGUUUUUACGUCUCCUACAAUCUAACACAUGACAGAAACAAAGUGAAUGCCCUUCAAGUGUUCUGUAAUUCAUUGAGUUUGGUGCCUCUGAUCAACCCAAUUACUACGAUAUUGCUGGUGAAAAACUAUCGAAACGCGAUCCGUCGAAGAAUCGACUUCAGAAAAGGGCGACGGCCCACUGCAACUUCUUUGUAUAUGACAUCGAAAAUUGGAGCAUAAGAAGUAGUCAUGAUGCUAUUAAAAACCAUACAGUAGCACCUAGAAUUGGAGCAUUUUACUUUGUCUCCUUUUCGGAAGCUUCCUCACUUAAAAAAAAUGCAAAAAGUUUUGAAAACCUUCUCACAAAUGUCACUACAAUAAAGCCCACAAAAAACAUUCUUGAAUGUUGUUCGUACAUAUGCAUAACUACAAUCUUUACAUUAUAUCAUUUUGUUUCCUACGAAUGGACUGCAGACUUUUAUAUUCCAUGCCGAAGUAAUGGCUGAAAUUUGCGAAAAUUCCUUACAUCUCGGGCUCAGCAGAUUUUUGAGUAUCUCGGGUGCACUUGCGAACCUACUCCUGCUUUUCUUGGUGAGAAAUCACACGCCAAAUGUGAUGAAAAGUUACCGCAAAGUCCUGUACGGAUCAUGUUUCCUGGAUGGGUUUAUGGCGUUGGAGCAUCUUCUGGUCAUGGGGGUGAGUAUUAGUCAGAAAUACAAUCUAUUUUGCUGUUACAUAUAAUUUGAUCGUUUUCAGAAAACUUCAAUCGACAACGACGUUCUUGCGAUGCGUUUCAUCGGUCCAAUUCCUCAACUUAUCGACCGUCUCGGCUGGUUGCCCAAUGGUGAUCUUGCGUAUCUCUUGAUCCCCGAUUUUUUCUUCCAAAUGAGUUCUAUAUGCUAUUGUUUUGUGCCCUACACCUUCCGCUACUUCCACAUUGUCAGGUGGGUCGUGUUUUGCGUGGAGAAAUAAAAAAAGAAUUGAUAUUCCGAUACAUGUUGUCUUGAUCCUGUCCGGGAUUGCAUUUUUAGUCGCCGAAUUUUCAGGAAUGCGACCCUCAACAAUUUCAAGUUUUUUGUCUUGAUUUUCGUAUACCUCACGCCUUCCUUGAUACUUUCAAUUACGAUUCCACUUCUCUCUGCCCACGCGUACGAUCAGCUUAAUGACUAUAUCGGGAAGGACACUUCCCGUUGCUCAAGAAGAGUCCCUAUUUUCGACAGACGAAUUGUCACUUCGGAAGUGAGUUUCGUCAAGUUUGUACUUGCAAUUUAUGCUCCUUUCCUAAUGUAGUAAACAUACAUGUUUGUAGCCAUCACACAGCGUCUUCCAAGUUUGUGCAUGCCCAGUUUUGGCUAUGUUGGCAUUUCCGCCGAUACUGCUAUACUUUAUUAUUCGAAUCUACAAUAAAUUGAAUGGUGAUCUUUUGACAACGUCGGCUGUGACCAGGCGAAUGCAACGACAGAUCACGAUCACCUUGACCGCUCAGGUAUAAAGAUUUGGGUUAGAAAAUGUUUUGCUCCAUUGCCUAACAGUGGUAUUAUAAUAUUAUGUUGGCAACAAAGUUUUUCUUGAAUCCUCCAGGUUUUACAGGAAUGUUCUAGAACGUCAUAUAUUAUGGUGUAUAAAAGGGGUGUUCGAGUACUGUUUAGCUAGGCUGUAUCAUGUUUAUCAAGUUUAGAUUUGUGUCUAAUCAUCCGAUGCUGGAGAAAGGUGAUGUUCGAGCCGUUAUGUGCAACUGCUACAAAAACGGCCUGAAACCAACAAUUACGAGGCAGUAGCUUUUUUGGUGCAGAAGGUUCAAAAAUAAGCACUUAUACGACAAAACAAGGAAAGAGUUGUUCGCGACGAAAUUGGCAACGAGUUCAGUUGGACUUUAGUACCCCAGCCGGCUUACUCUCCAGACAUUCCUCGGGCUAUCAGUUGUCCCGAUCGCUAGCGUCUUGAGAGAAAAAAAUUCGGCACAUCCAAGGACCUGCAAAACGAGUUGCACUGUUUCUUUAAUUCAAGUGGAUCUUGGUACCCAUCCUGCUUCCCCCCGGACAUUGCUCCGUCGGACUACCGCUUAUAUAAUAUAUUCCGAUCGCAUUCCCACCAUCUCUAUGGAAAAAGAUUCGACACAUCCGAGGACCUGCAAAACGAGUUGGGCUGUUUCUUUAAAGCCUCAGCCGCCUAGUCUCUUCGCUGACUUGGCAGGAUUAUCCAGCUUCCCGAACGUUGGAAGUACGUCGUAGAUAAUGAUGGUAGUUAUUAUAAUUCUUGACUAUAAAGUUAGUGAAGAAACAUAAAAUAAAAAAAUUUAAAAGCUUUGUUGCCAACCUAAUAUAUAGCACAAUAUUAUACAAUAUUAUCCAAACCUUUUCAGUCCAUCAUUCCCGUUCUCCUAAUUUCCCUUCCAUUCUUCCACAGUGUCGCCAGCCUUCAUUACAGUAGCAGCAGCGAUAAGGCGGGUUCAUUGGCAUUAUCGUCCUUUUCGCUCAAUCUCAUCCCCCUGAUCAACCCGCUGGCUACAAUUUGGCUGCUCCAGAGCUAUCGAUAUACAAUUUUGAAGGCAGUUGGAAUCAGAGGAGGCUCUAUGAGCAUUCAACGGGUGUCCGUUCUCUCCGAUGGAAGUUUAUUGGGGCCACCUAGUUCCUCCGUUCUCGCUUAG
Molecule: messenger RNA, 4189 nt
Organism: Bursaphelenchus xylophilus (pine wood nematode)
Lineage: Eukaryota; Metazoa; Nematoda; Chromadorea; Rhabditida; Aphelenchoididae
Source: the annotation of a GenBank genome assembly